This is a messenger RNA of Fonsecaea multimorphosa CBS 102226, 2373 nucleotides long. RefSeq lists its product as uncharacterized. Bases 1 to 2373 code for a protein of 790 amino acids. NCBI's taxonomy places the organism in Eukaryota, Fungi, Ascomycota, Eurotiomycetes, Chaetothyriales, Herpotrichiellaceae. Gene Ontology annotation, molecular function: hydrolase activity, hydrolyzing O-glycosyl compounds; carbohydrate binding. The record is from RefSeq and is a predicted model, not a curated record. The transcript is spliced from 3 exons. Gene Ontology annotation, biological process: carbohydrate metabolic process.
AUGGCGAAGCUUCUGAGGAUUUCUCUAGCUUCGGCACUCUGGACAACUGGCUGGGCCAGCCCAAUGGAUCAAGAAGAUUACUAUUGUCUCGGACAAGCACUCUCUGGUAAAAUUGGAAGUUUCUCAUAUGCUAUAGACCCUCAGGCAUCGUCAAUCUCGAUCUGCACUGCUGAUGGGUCGAGUGUAUGGUCGAGUCCUCGAAAUCAUGCCCUCAUCUCUGCUUCAUCUGGAGUAGCAAACCUCACAGAUUCGUCUGGCAACUUCGAAAUUCGAACGAAUGAUGUCUCAAGCACCUGCAGAGUUCCUAUGAUCCACAGUUAUCAUCAAUUACCGGAAGGGGUCCUUCAGAUCUACGGCAACUUUUCGGACCCUCGCUGUGAAGCUUUCUCUUGGACUUUACAAUUUGCAACAGAUAACGACACCGGCGCGCUAAAAUUCCAUGCGAGCAUUGAUCCUGCGGUGGACGAUAUCGCUGUUGCGUUUGGAACGCCGGAUGAUGAAGCCUUCUUUGGUCUCGGUGAAAAUGCGGGACACGGCAAUCUUCGAGGCUUCAAAAUUCCGAUAUGGUCUCGUGAAGGUGGCGUCGGACGUGGGGAGGAACCAAUCACUUCAUAUCUGAAUUCGAACGCAUCGAUAUCCGGAACUUUCGCUGGAGGGUCACCACUGACGUCUUACACCGCGAUUGCCAGUUAUGCCACUUCUCGCGGGCGUUACUUGGUCCUUGACGGGCUAAAUUUUGCGAUUUUCGAUCUUGCUAGCGCUAGCAAUGGGGCGUUCACUGACACGGCCACAGGAAAUGUGACUUAUCAGCCAGACUUGUCAUCGAAGGCUGAUUUUGUGAGUAUUCUGUACGAGGGAAGCUCUGUCAGUGGGCAAGUCGGUAAAGAGGAUGGCAUGUUGAACGCUGUUACCGCGCUCACGCGAUUAACCGGCCGUCAGCCUCCACUUCCAGACUGGGUUAACGACGGGGCCAUUCUGGGUAUUCAAGGGGGCCAAUCGAAGGUCGAGGGAAUCGUGGAGGAUGCGUUGAGUUACAAGAUGCCACUCGUAGGAGUUUGGCUACAGGACUGGUGUGGGACACGCCUCCAGCAGGGCCUCUACAAUAUCUCAGUCAAGCGGCUCUGGUGGAAUUGGGAACCUGACCAGUCACUCUACCCUACGUGGUCCUCUUGGGUUCCGGGGCUUCUUGAAAAGUACCAAGUCAGAACACUAAGUUACAUCAACACCUUUUUGGCGAAUGUGACCAACAAACCGACUGGAUACACCCACAACUUUUUCCUCGAGGCGACUUUAACCGGACGAUUUGUGCGAAACGCAACUGCGGGAAAUGGUUCCACGUGGAUCAUCACAAGCGGUCCGGGCAUCGAUGCUGGCCUGCUCGAUAUUUCCAACUCAACUACAGUGGAAUGGUUUAAGGAUCUUGUCAAACGGCAAUUUUACUCUGUACCGGUAAAAGGGAUGAUGCAGGAUUUCGGUGAAUACCUUGCCGUUGAUUCUUCUGUGGCACUAACCAAUGGUGAUAAUGUGACGGCUCGUGAGUUCCAUAACCUUUAUCCAGGGUCAUGGGCACAGCUACUUCGAGAAGUUGUUGAGGAGCUCGCAAUCGAGAACGACACGCUCGGCUUCCAUCGGUCGGCUAAUACAUUCUCGGCACCUCACACCAACCUUUUCUGGGUCGGUGACCAGAACAUUGAUUACAGCCGAGAAGAUGGAAUGCGUGCGGUUAUCAGUUCGGCCAUCCACAUGGGGUUCUCCGGCUUUGGCCAAACUCAUUCAGACAUUGGGGGAUACACCGAUACACUCGCGCUCAAAUUCAACAUUACACGGUCGUUGGCACUUUUGGGACGUUGGGGCGAGAUGGGUGCCUUUUCCGGAGCCGCUUUCCGUACUCAUGAAGGGAAUAUCCCCAGUGUCAAUGUGCAGACAUAUACCAACAGCACCAGCUACAAAUAUCACACGUACAACUCUCGAAUGUUCGUCGCACUGGCUCCUUAUCGAAGAUACUUGGCGCAGGAGUAUCAGCAGAAAGGGUGGCCCAUGGUUCGCCAUCCGAUUGUCUAUGCUCCUGACGACCAGUCGGCCAGAAAUAUCAUUGAUGAAUAUUUCUUCUUCGGUGAUGCUCUCAUCGUGGCGCCGGUAUAUGACGAAAUAUCCCAGAAAGUCAGGCUUCAAUUACCCAAGGUCAAUGCCACCGGGCUCACUCAUCUGUGGACUGGGCAAAUCUACCAACCUGGCCAGAAUGUCACCGUACAUGCUCCUUACGGCAAGCCAGCCGUCUUUCUGCGACAACCGUUAAGCUCGCAGGAGGGAAUCCUCUUACGCGAGCUUAUGAAUUUUGCAGGGGAAGAGAAUGGGACUUCGUUGACGUGGUGA